UCACAUUCAUUCAUUCCCAAAUAUUAUAACAGUCACAGUCACAGAGAAACCGGCUUUGCUCCGAAGUCGGCGCCGGGAAGGGCAGAUGGCGACGACUCUACUCUCUCUCCCCCUCCAAACCCACUCCACGAAGCGCUCGUCGUCGCCGACUUCGAGUCUCCGCCGAGUUCGCGCUGCCGUCGGCCUAGACCUCAAAGACCAAAGGGUGGCGGUUAUAGGGCUAGGGGCAUCUGGGAGAUCGGCCGCAAGACUUGCUCUUGCUAGAGGUGCUUCUGUUCUAGCAGUCGAUAAGAAUGAAGAAUUGGUCCCCCUGGAAGAUGAUCCUCACUUUGCAGGAUUCGAUAACCUUCAGACCAUCCUUGGUCGCUGUGAUGAUCGGCUACUAUCAAAUGCAGAUAGAGUGGUUGUUUCUCCCGGAGUUCCAAUUCAGGAGUAUGGUCUUUCGACUUCGAUACAGUCUGAGAGGCAGGUGAUGUCUGAGUUGGACUUUGCAGCAGAGGUGCUGCCUCACGAUGUCAAGGUUUUGGCUGUGACAGGCACAAACGGGAAAUCCACAGUCACUACUUUUGCCGGACAGAUGCUUAAACACUUGGGUAUCGAAGCCUUCGUUGGAGGGAACCUCGGAACGCCUCUCUCAGAUGCUGCGAUCAGUUAUGUACAAGCGUCUUCAUUGCACGACUUAUUUCAGGUUGCUGUUGUGGAAGUCAGCAGCUAUCAAAUGGAAAUCCCACACAAAUUCUUCUCUCCCUCGGUUGCGGUGGUUCUAAACCUCACUCCCGAUCAUCUAGAGAGGCACGGGACGAUGCAGAACUAUGCUGCUAUGAAAUGCCGCUUGUUUUCUCGCAUGAAACAUAGCAAGCUCGCAAUCCUUCCUGUUGGAAACAAGUAUAUAAAUGAAGCUUUUAGCUGCCAUGCCGACCGAUGUAAUGUUGCUCGGAUCGGAGAUUUUCCAGGAAUAAAGAUCGACACGGAGGCUAAGAUCGCCGAAUUUCGUAAUCCAGCGAACGGAUCGAUCAAUUACCUGCAGUUGGGUGCUUUGAAAGCAGUAGGCACCCACAAUUACAGCAACGCGGCGGUCGCUGCGUCUGCGGUUCUCGGAUUGGAUGUUGGUAUAAGCGCCGAUUCCAUCAAUUCGACAGUGGAAACCUUGAGUCUCCUGCCUCACCGAAUGCAAGUUGUCUGUACAGAUGAAUUUGGAGUGAUGUGGGUUGAUGACAGCAAGGCCACGAAUGUCGAAUCAACGUAUACGGGAUUAAUGGGUCUCAAAGAUCACAAAGCAAUUGUACUUCUUGGUGGUGUUGCUAAGGUUUUGAGUGAUCGAGGAUCAAACGGUUUUGAACAACUAGUUGGGCUCCUUAAGCAUCAUAAAGGUGUCAUUACUUUUGGUUCUUCAGGUGAAAUGAUACACAGAACCCUGUGUGAUGGAGGACUUAGUAUUCCUUGUUACAAGACUAAAACUCUCGCGGAGGCUGCGAUCUGCGCCAGAAGCAUUGCCAGAAACGGCGAUACGAUUCUUCUGAGCCCAGGUUGUGCCAGCUUCGACGAGUUCAGGAAUUUCGAACACCGCGGAGAAGUUUUUCAGAAACUGGCUCUGCAAUCAUUGGAAUAAAUCUCUCUUCUUUUUUUUUUUGCCUCUUGUAAUUAAGAAAGAAAAGAAAAAAAAUAAGUUCCUCAGUUUAUACACACACUGUCUGUUAUUAUGCUUGAUGAAACUCUAUGUUAGUAAUAAUAUUGAGCAUCAAAGUUUUGAUU
Ananas comosus (pineapple) is the source of this 1752-nucleotide messenger RNA. Its product is annotated as UDP-N-acetylmuramoylalanine--D-glutamate ligase-like. The transcript has 13 exons. Gene Ontology annotation, molecular function: UDP-N-acetylmuramoylalanine-D-glutamate ligase activity; ATP binding. NCBI's taxonomy places the organism in Eukaryota, Viridiplantae, Streptophyta, Magnoliopsida, Poales, Bromeliaceae. The record is from RefSeq and is a predicted model, not a curated record. Gene Ontology annotation, cellular component: cytoplasm. Gene Ontology annotation, biological process: biosynthetic process; cell division; regulation of cell shape. The coding region runs from base 86 to 1609 and encodes 507 amino acids.